AUGAUAACAAUACCACUGAUUGCAUUUUUUGGAUUGUCGCUAUAUGUGUACUUCAAGAUACGAUAUAAAUUCGCCGAAAAAAUACCGGGUGUCGAGCCGAUGCGAUUCUUUUUCAACAAUGGACUGGAUUUUGCGAAUAAAAAUUCCUACCAGAUUUUCUUGAACUUAACGCGUGCUUUCAGCGAGAAUAAACGAAUUUUCAAGCUAAAGUUUGGACCGAUCGCGAUAAUUUGUCCAACCCAUCCGGAUCUGAUACAGAAGGUGCUAUGCGAUUCGGCCAGCAUGGAGAAACCGUACGUGUAUGGCUUCCUGCGGGUGAUGCGAGGACUGCUGAUAGCGGAAUACGACCUCUGGAAGGUCCACCGCAAGGUGCUGAACCCAACCUUCAACACCCGUAUCCUGAACAGCUUCAUACCGAUCUUCACCGAUUGUGCCGACAAGAUGAUCAAAAGUAUCCAGAAGCACUGGAGACCGGGUCAGCCGCUCAACAUCAUUGAGUUUACCUCUCCCUGUACGUUGAGCAUGAUCUGCAGGACUUCUUUGGGCGGUAAGGUAUUGGAACGUGAAGGCACGCAGGAGUUUGUUGAAGGAUUGGAAGUAAUUCUUCGCAAUGUUGGUCUUCGGAUGUUCAACGCGAACCUUCACCCGGACAUCGUAUAUCGUUUUACUCGUUUCUACCGCGAUGAGAUGAACGCACGAAAGUUCUGUUAUGCAUUUACGGAUAAGAUUAUUCUCGAAAAGCGAGCAGAGUUUGCAAAACUGCAGAAUAAAGAUGACACCAACAAUAAUGCGAAUGGUUUGGCCAACGGUGGAAAGCAACCGAUGCAAAAAGCAGAACCUGAAGAGGAGGAAGAUGAUAUGUUGUCCUAUAAGAAGCCACAAAUUUUCAUUGAUCAGCUGAUGACGACUCCACUGCCAGACGGAAAAAUGUUUACACAUGAAGAAAUAACCGAUCAUAUUUACACAAUGAUUGCUGCUGGAAAUGAAACCUCUGCAACGCAGGCUGCCCACACUGCAUUGCUGCUGGCCAUGCACCCAGAAGUUCAAGAACGAGCCGUUGCCGAACUGAGAGAAGUGUUCCCCACGCGUGAAUCCGGUUGGACCCCCGAGGCUAUGAAACAGUUAGCCUAUAUGGAUCGAAUAAUUAAGGAAUCACAACGUCUUUGCCCUGUGGCCGCCGUGUUUGGUCGGCAAACGCUGAGCGAUUUACAGUUAGACGAGUUUGUCAUUCCGAAAGGAAAUAUUUUCAUUCUCAACAUAUUUGCACUGCACCGGCGGAAGGAGUUCUGGGGAGAAGAUGCUGAAGAAUUUAAUCCGGAUCGGUUCUUGCCGGAACCGACCAAAAAGCGUCAUCCAUUCGCGUAUCUUCCGUUCAGUGCAGGUCCCAGAGGAUGUAUCGGAAGUCGCUAUGCAACGAUGAGUCUAAAAACGAUCACCUCUGAACUGCUGAGAAAAUAUAAACUUACAACGGACAUGAAAUACGAGGACAUCAAGUUCAAAUUCAAAGUUUCCAUGCAUUUGGCUACCGAACACCGGGUUUUCCUUGAACCUCGAAACAUGUACUCCUAA
Molecule: messenger RNA, 1569 nt
Organism: Sabethes cyaneus
Lineage: Eukaryota; Metazoa; Arthropoda; Insecta; Diptera; Culicidae
Product: cytochrome P450 4C1-like
Exons: 6
Coding region: 1-1569 (522 amino acids)
Molecular function (GO): heme binding; oxidoreductase activity, acting on paired donors, with incorporation or reduction of molecular oxygen; monooxygenase activity
Source: RefSeq, a predicted model, not a curated record